Messenger RNA from Temnothorax curvispinosus, 781 nucleotides. RefSeq lists its product as uncharacterized. The transcript has a single exon. NCBI's taxonomy places the organism in Eukaryota, Metazoa, Arthropoda, Insecta, Hymenoptera, Formicidae. The record is from RefSeq and is a predicted model, not a curated record. The coding region runs from base 20 to 631 and encodes 203 amino acids.
CGUAUAUACGAAUUUGAUCAUGUAUCGCUUUUACUUCAGACAUAUGUAUAGCAAACAAAAUGCAGUUAUUACUCGUUGUUUAUAUAAUCUAAUUAAAUUAUACACACGUUUUUUAGAUCAUCUGUCACAUAAACCAGAUCCAUCAGUACCCCUUAAUAAGUGCGAAGAGUUUCACUGUAUGUUCAAAGCAAACUUUGGCAAUCACUCGUUACUAUACGAUGCAAGAAUGAAUGCCAUUUCUUCGCAACAGACUAUAACGGAUACGCUUAUUGGCAAAACUUUUGAAUGGAUCGGAUUGAAAACGUUUCGCAUGCGUAGUAGAAACAUGCAUAGCACCCCUAGCAUUGUAUCAAAGUGCUGGAGUACGAAUUACUUGGUGGAUACAAAUAGAAUUGUAGUUAGAUUUAGGGAUGCAACUAACAUAGUGAAAGUGAUAAAGCCCGGUGUCCACGAUGCAAGAACUGUGUCCAAGUUUCGAUUUAAGCCAAUCAACUUGCAGCUCUUACAGAAAAGUAGUAGUUUUAUUGGCUUAAACCGAAACUUGGACACAGUUCUUGCAUCGUGGACACCGGGCUUUAAGGAAUAUUCCAUGGAUGAUCUGCUUAAGCUUUCAAAGGUAUUAAAUAAUUAAAAUGUAAAAAAAAUUGUAUAACGAAGUUUAAGCAUAUACUAUUAAUAUGAAAUUACCUACUGCAGUUUUACUGUGACACGAAAAAGUGCAAAGGGUUCUUGAAAAUUUUCCUAGACAAAGUCAAAAGUAUUGUCACUAAGGAUCAUAAAU